Molecule: messenger RNA, 3684 nt
Organism: Spea bombifrons (plains spadefoot toad)
Lineage: Eukaryota; Metazoa; Chordata; Amphibia; Anura; Pelobatidae
Product: desmoglein-4-like
Exons: 16
Coding region: 241-3570 (1109 amino acids)
Biological process (GO): homophilic cell-cell adhesion
Cellular component (GO): desmosome; plasma membrane
Molecular function (GO): calcium ion binding
Source: RefSeq, a predicted model, not a curated record
UAGAAGCUAUAAUGAUGCUGUCAUGUGUUUCAAGAGAGACCAGCCCAAGAUUAUGGGUGGAGAAAAGGACUCUGUUGUGCAGCAUCUUCUGCUCAUCUGUCAGAGAAAGGGAGACACCUUGAACAUCUAAGCGAAAGAGCAGCCAGUAAGGAACAUCCCUUUACUCCAAUUGUAAAGGUGGAAAGAAAAGAAAAAGAAGUAUAUUCUUAGGAGUUGUGUCUUAUAGCACACAGAGUGGCAAUGGAUUGGCUGCUGUGUGCAAAAUUUGGUGCCUUCUUUGUUUUAAUGGUAGCUUUACAAUGUAGCUGUGAAUGGCAUAUAAAGGUAAACCAUGGAAAAGAUGAAAAUGGAAAAAUAAUGUGGGAACCUCUACAACUCAAACGGCAAAAACGUGAAUGGAUUAUCCCACCAGUCAAUAUUAGAGAAGAAGAGGAUAACAGAUACAGGAACCCGAUUGCAAAGGUUCACUCUGACGCAGCCAUAAAAACAAACAUAAGGUACACAGUGUCUGGACCGGGGGUGGAUAUGUACCCUUUUGGUGUAUUUUUGAUAAAUCCAAGAACUGGGGAUUUGAAUGUUACUGGCGUCACUGUUGAUCGUGAACAAAUAUCAAUAUUCUUUCUGGUUGUCCGCGCUAUAAGUAACAAUGGGGCUGAUUUGGAAAAACCUCUUGAGCUGCGAGUGAGGGUGCUCGACAUUAACGACAACCCACCGAUAUUCAUGCAAAGUGUUUUUGUCGGCUCCAUAGCAGAAAGAUCAAGAGCAAAUACUUUGGUCAUGGUCAUGAAUGCCACGGAUGCGGAUGAGCAAGGUACUAUUAAUUCCCAGAUUGCCUACAAAAUAAUUUCUCAGAGUCCUGCUGAACCUCCAAUGUUUAUUAUGAAUAAAGUCACUGGACAAGUCUUCACAAUGACAAAUUUCCUAGAUAGAGAGCAACAAAGUAGCUACAGUAUUAUGGUUGGUGGCUCAGAUUUGAAUGGAGGUGCCGGUGGAUUAUCUGGACAAUGCGGUGGUAACAUCCAAAUCUUGGAUGUGAAUGAUAACUUCCCUACACUCGAGUUUGAUUCGUACUCCGUUCAGAUCAUUGAAAAUAUGGUAGGUCUAACCAAUCUAAGGAUUAGAGCAUUUGACCUUGAUGAAAUGUACACAGACAACUGGAUUGCAGAAUUCAAUAUUGUCUCAGGAAAUGAAGGAGGCUGGUUUGUGAUGGAGACAGAUACUCAAACUAAUGAAGGAAUCUUGAGAGUGGUUAAGGCUCUGGAUUAUGAAGCCAUGCAGUCACUCAAUCUUGGUUUUGUGGUUACCAAUAGAGCAGCCUUCCAUACAUCGGUUAUUUCUGAGUUUCAGGCCAAGGUGACAAGCAUUAGCAUUCAGGUGCAAAAUGAAAGAGAAGGGCCUUCAUUUGUUCCAAGCACACAAUACGUACAGAUACCUUCAGGGCUUUCUGGAGAAGCUUUAUAUGCAUAUAUACUUGCAACAAUGCGGGCAUCAGAUGUAGACACCGGCGGGCCUGCUACCAACAUUAGGUAUGUUAUGGGACUGGAUGUUGAGAAUUGGCUAAUUAUUGAUUCUAUAACUGGUGAGAUAAGGAUUGUUCGUGAAAUGACUCGGGAAUCUUCCAAUGUUGUCAAUGGCACAUACACAGCUGAAAUCUUAGCAAUAAAUGAUGAUGUACCAGCUCGAACAGCCACUGCCACAAUUGUUCUCAAUGUCCCUGCAACAAAUAACAACUGCCCUGUGAUUACUAAUGAAGUCCGACAAGUGUGUGUGGAUAACAUGAGGGUUGCAGUCCAGGCGUUCGAUAAUGACUCUGCUCCAUACGGUGCCCCAUUUACCUUCACAAUUACAAACAACCCUGAUCAAAUGGCCUGGUCUACACAAAGAAUUGAUGACACUAGUGUUGCUUUGGUAGGGAGCCCUGGAACAGUUCCCCGUAAUGUAACACUCCAGAUAUCUGUCAGAGAUAAUGGUAACUUAAGCUGUCCUGCACCAUGGCCAGUAAGACUGCAAAUUUGUGAGUGCACAACAGGCGGUGUUUGCGAUGCCACAAAAAUGGCAAGCAAGAGUGUAUCAUUAGGUCCAGCUGCCAUCGGUCUCCUCAUCCUUGGAUUUUUAGUACUUUUAUUGGCUUUACUUCUCUUACCAUUCUGCCUCUGCGGAUCUGCAGCAAAAUCUGCAUUUGUUCCCGUCGCAGAUGGAUAUGAUGGGGCAUGUCGCCCAUGGGAAACUGAAGGAGCAAAACCUGAAGAUGUGGAUAUGACUAGUAUGCUUAUAAAUUCAGGUGCCCCAGGUUACUCUGAUCUUUAUACAACCAACAACAUGAUUGGCGUAGGUACUGGUGCUGCCAUAGCAGCUGGUGCGGGGGCAGCAGUCGCAGGAGGUAUAGCAGGGGCAUCUGGAGUAAGAGAAUCCUCAGUGUAUGGAGAAAGAACAAUCAUGGGUGAAGGAACAGGCCUUGGAAAUAUGCUAGAAACAGCAGGACGUUCUGGGGAGAGUAACAUAGAUGGAUCUCUAGGUGUUGCUCUUCCUUCACAUUACAAAGAAGGUGGCACUUUGAACAUGGCUUACAUAGAAAAUUAUUUUGCUGAGAAAGCAGAUGCCUAUGCAAAUGAGGAUGAAAGUCGCCCUGCAAACGAUUGCCUUUUAAUUUAUGAUAAUGAAGGCAUUGGAAGCCCAGCUGGAUCUAUUGGCUGCUGCAGUUUUAUUGCUGAUGACCUUGAAGAAGAUUACUUGGACACUUUAGGGCCAAAAUUUAAAACUCUUGCUGAGAUAUGUGUAGGUAAAGAAAUCGACCCUGUGCUAAGUGGUGAGGAGCCAAGAGUAUCUGCCAAUGUUCCGCUAGUAGAAACCGAUACAACUGUAAGGUAUACUGAUACAUCUAAUUUGAUUGCCUAUGGAGGUCCACCUGUACCUGUAGUGAACUCAUCUUAUGUGGCUGAAAGUUCAUACACAUCUAGCAGUCUUCAGCCAGCUAGGCCUAUACCUGACAAUCUUAUCCCAGGUAAUGUAGUUGUAACAGAAACAUACACAACAUCUGGUACCUCUAUGAAUCCUGCUACCCAUCAGCCUAACAUUGUAGUAACAGAGAGGGUGGUUGGACCUGCUUCUGGAGUGCAAGGAGGAUUUCCUGAGAUACCUGAUGGCUCAAAUGUUAUCGUCACAGAAAGGGUAAUGCGGCCUGUUUCUGGAGUGCAUGACAUUCUAGAUUUCCCAGAUCUAUCUGAUAGUUCAAACGUUGUUCUUAGGGAGCGAGUUAUUGGCCCAAGCAACUCAAGGCUGUCUAAUUCUUUUAAUAUACCAGAAUUUGGUGAUGGCCAGAAUGUUGUUGUUACCGAGAGGUUAAUACAGCCUGCCUCCAGUGCCCGUGGUGGUAGUUUUGGCUUUCCCCAUGAUGUCAGUGCAGGGCAAAAUGUAAUUGUAACAGAAAAAACUGUAAGGUCCGGCACAGGCAUGACAAACCAGUUGUUGAGUACUGAACCCCUGUUAACACAGUCCAUUGGAUCUACUUCUCCAAGUCUUACACGCAGCAAAGUAACAAAGUAUAGCAAAGUACAAUAUACCAAGCAAUAAAGCUUUCAGUGUGUGUUCAUGGAUUAAGAUACAGUUGACCCACUCCAAGAACAUAGUUAUAGAAUUUACUUAUUCAGACAGCAGGGUUUCUUUAGAUUACUAAACCAAUGCCUU